UAGCAAUGAUCUCAGACACUCCGGAUGAGGAUCAUAGCAGACCGAGAAUCCAAAAAAUAAAAACGAAAUCGAAACAAAUCAGGAAAGAAAAAAAAAGGUUCGGGGCGGUGGAGAGGGAAGACGCGCGAGAGAGGAAAAUGAAAUGAUUGCAGUGCCGCAGGAGCAGCAGCAGAUCAUACACGAAAGGUGGAGGAGGCUGGGGGCGCACAGCAAACGCAGGCCCCAGACUAAGCCUAAUUAUUCUCUGCAGCGGCUGGGCGGGUUGGUGUUUCUGGACCACGCCGGCACCCUUUUGUCUCGACGAGAAGCAGGUCGAGUCGGUCGACUGCGGGAUCUGGGAGAUGGCGGGGAGGGAAGGGGGAAAGAAAUACAAGACGUCGAGCCCAAAGGGAGAGGGGGGGGGGGAAGAGAGCCAAAGCACCGAAAACGAAGGGAACGAGAGCAGACGAAUGAAUAUGAGGCCGAGGGCGAGGGAAGGGGGGAGGGAAAAGGAAAUAAAAACCGAGCACAGGGAGCGAGAUAUACCAGCGUUAGGACAUUAAUUUUUCUUUUUUGGUAUCGUCCCCCCCUUGUUGGUUUGGCAGGGUCGGGAAAGGGAAGUAAUUGGCAGGCAGGCAAAGUACGGCAGCUGAAGGGGAAGACGAUGGAAGAGAGGGGGGAUUUUCAGACGAAGCUCUGAACCACGGCCAGCGAAUCACUGGGUGACGGAUGGGCCGAGGAGGGGAAGGUUGGGAGCGAGGAUUUGGGUCGAGAGGGGAAGAGCCGGUGGAAGUACUGGCUUGACCGACAGGAAGGAAGGAGGGGGUCACCGGCCGCCGUUCCAGCUUUUCCCGCCGACUGCGAGGCUGGUUUGGCAGGCCUUGACAGGUGCAAAUUCCAGCCAAUUUAUGGGGAAUAAGACAUUUCCAGAA
Molecule: messenger RNA, 911 nt
Organism: Aspergillus steynii IBT 23096
Lineage: Eukaryota; Fungi; Ascomycota; Eurotiomycetes; Eurotiales; Aspergillaceae
Exons: 1
Coding region: 143-679 (178 amino acids)
Source: RefSeq, a predicted model, not a curated record